AUUGCCGGAAACACUCCUCCACUUAAAAACUAGGGUUUUCUCUUCUCUCCUCCGUCUUCCCCUUCUUCUCUUCAUCGAUCUCUCCGGCCGCCAUGGAUCUCCUCCGCAACUACGCCGACAAGAGCGACGACGACGACAUUGGGAACGACGCCGGAUCCCCGGUGAACCAGCCGGAGAAACCCGCCACCGGAGAAGAACCGGAACCAGAACUAGAACCAGAGGACGAGGAUGACUCCUUGUCUCCCCCACGAAUCUCUCUACCAUCCAAAUCGUCAGCUCCUCGUGUUGACGACACGGCCCUCGCACUCUCUGUCGCGGGCGCCGCCCGUGCGCUCAGCGGCCCUCUCGAUCCCACCCAGCGGGCCGUCUCCUUCAAUCCUACCUAUGACCAGCUCUGGGCUCCUAUACAUGGUCCUGCCCACCCCUACGCCAAGGACGGCGUCGCCCAGGGCAUGCGCAACCACAAGCUUGGCUUCGUCGAGGAUGCGUCCAUCCAACCUUUCCUCUUUGAUGAGCAGUACAACACCUUCCACAACUUCGGCUACGCCUCUGACCCCUCUGGCCUCUCCUUCGUCGGUGAUCUCCAAUCCCUCUCCACCAACAACGCCCUUUCCGUCUACAAUAUCCCUCAGCAAGAGCAAAAGCGCCGCCGCCUCCAGAUGAAGUCCGGUGAUGAGGAAUCUAAAUCCGAUCUUGGCCCCGAGGCCGAGAACCCUGCGUCCGAGCAAUGGCUUCUGAAGAACAAGAAGAGCCCUUGGUCCGGGAAGAAGGAGGAGCUUCCCACCGAGCUCACUGAAGAGCAGAAGAAGUAUGCUGAGGAGUAUGCCGAGAAGAAGGCUGAGAAGGAGCGCGGCGGAGAAGGACGAGACCGCGCAGAGCAUGCCGACAAGAGCACGUUCCAUGGGAAGGAAGAACAUGAUUACCAGGGGAGAUCCUGGAUUGCACCCCCUAAGGACGCCAAGCCUGCCAAUGAGCAUUGCUACAUCCCCAAACGCUGGAUACACACAUGGAGUGGCCACACCAAGGGCGUCUCCGCUAUCCGCUUCUUUCCCAAGCACGGCCACCUGCUCCUCUCGGCUGGUAUGGAUUCCAAGGUCAAGAUUUGGGACGUUUUCAAUUCAGGCAAGUGUAUGCGUACCUACAUGGGCCAUUCGAAGGCGGUGCGCGACAUCUCCUUCUCCAAUGAUGGUACGAAAUUCUUGAGCGCGGGGUAUGAUAAGCACAUCAAGUACUGGGAUACCGAAACCGGGAAGGUGAUCUCCACAUUCUCCACUGGGAAAAUUCCUUAUGUUGUGAAGCUCAAUCCGGAUGAAGAUAAACAGAACAUUCUCUUGGCUGGUAUGAGUGACAAGAAGAUUGUGCAGUGGGAUAUGAAGUCCGGGGAGAUAACUCAAGAAUAUGACCAGCAUUUGGGAGCUGUGAAUACAAUCACUUUUGUUGAUAAUAACAGGAGGUUUGUCACUUCGAGCGAUGAUAAAUCCCUUCGAGUUUGGGAGUUUGGGAUUCCUGUGGUUAUAAAGUAUAUCAGUGAGCCUCAUAUGCAUUCCAUGCCUUCAAUAUCUCUUCAUCCUAAUUCCAAUUGGUUGGCUGCUCAGAGUUUGGACAAUCAGAUUCUGAUAUAUAGUACCAAGGAGAGGUUCCAGUUGAACAAGAAGAAGAGGUUCUCAGGGCACAUUGUAGCUGGAUAUGCUUGUCAAGUGAACUUCUCUCCCGAUGGGAGGUUUGUAAUGUCAGGAGAUGGGGAGGGUAAGUGUUGGUUCUGGGAUUGGAAAAGUUGCAAGGUUUUCAGGACUUUGAAGUGUCAUGAAGGAGUGUGCAUCGGGGUUGAGUGGCAUCCAUUGGAGCAGAGCAAGGUUGCCACUUGUGGAUGGGAUGGCAUGAUCAAAUACUGGGAUUAGCGCAAUGGUUACUCAAGGCUCCAGAUAUGCAACAAAGGUCAUUUGAUUGCCCAAAUGGAGUUGACUCCCCCGAGUCAGGGGAUGUUUUCAAUGAACAAAAUCAUGAUAAUGUGUAUCAAUUGGAAAUUUUCUUGACUUCAACCAAUAUUUCUUGGCUAUGACAACUGCAUCCUUUGAGGACCCAAAAGAUAAAAGCACAAGUUGGCUGUGACUGAGGGCUGCUAGGGCGAUGACAUUCAGCUUGUGCAAAAGGACAUAAUAUAUUAAUAUCUGUAAACUUUGUAUUUCUAUCUUAUUUGUUAUGUCAAGAAAAUCAUCUUACAGUUUCAGAUCUCCAAGGAGGUGAUGUGCCAAUGUUUGCGGUUGUCUGUUGUUGAUCCAAACUAGUUUUCCAAUGAUAGUUGAGAUUAUACUGCAUUACUUCUUA
Dioscorea cayenensis subsp. rotundata (Guinea yam) is the source of this 2325-nucleotide messenger RNA. RefSeq names its product pre-mRNA-processing factor 17. The coding region runs from base 93 to 1898 and encodes 601 amino acids. Gene Ontology annotation, molecular function: mRNA binding; protein binding. Gene Ontology annotation, biological process: mRNA splicing, via spliceosome. The record is from RefSeq and is a predicted model, not a curated record. Gene Ontology annotation, cellular component: catalytic step 2 spliceosome. The transcript has 2 exons. Lineage: Eukaryota; Viridiplantae; Streptophyta; Magnoliopsida; Dioscoreales; Dioscoreaceae.